Aegilops tauschii subsp. strangulata is the source of this 2450-nucleotide messenger RNA. Its product is annotated as AUGMIN subunit 3. Gene Ontology annotation, cellular component: mitotic spindle; HAUS complex; microtubule organizing center. Gene Ontology annotation, biological process: spindle assembly; microtubule organizing center organization. Lineage: Eukaryota; Viridiplantae; Streptophyta; Magnoliopsida; Poales; Poaceae. The record is from RefSeq and is a predicted model, not a curated record.
CUCACCAUUUGGUUGUUGUUUCGAACGCACUCCACUCCUCCUCUACCGGCUUCCGCUGCCGGCCGCGGCCGUCCCCACCCACCACCACCACCACCACCGCGACCGCAACCAGCACUGCGGGACAGCGCAGCCUCGGGGCCUCCGGCGAGCCCAGGCGCCCGGAGUGUGAGGAAGCGAGGAUGAGCGGGGCGGCGCUGUGCGCGGCGCUGACGGAGCUGGGGUUCGACGGGGAGGACCCGCUGGACGCGGACGCGCUCGAGUGGCCCUUCCAGUACGAGGAGGCCCGCCCGCUGCUCGCCUGGAUCUGCUCCUGCCUCCGCCCCUCCAACGUCCUCUCCCCCUCCCACCUCUCCCAGUAUGAGCAACUCGUGGAAGAGGGAAGACUGCUAGAGGGUGAGGAUUUGGACUCUGCUUUUGAUAGUAUUUCAGCCUUUUCAAGCAAGAAAGACAAUCAAGAGGCUGUCUUUGAAGCAGAAGAAACUAUUCUUGACAUUCGAGAAGCAAAACUAGCAUAUAGAGCUGAAGUUUUUGAGUUGCAGAGGCAGCUUGCACGGCAGCAAGCACAAUUUGAUAUGCUUGCAGGGCAAGCAUCUUCGCUUAUUCAAGGCAGACGAGCACGUGUAUCAGCUAUGUCUGCAGUUAGCGUGCAACUUAUAUCACUAGAUGAGAUACUUUCAUCCAGAAACUUGGAGAUGAAUGCAGUUCUUGGAAGAAUUACUGCUACAACCCAAGAAUUGGCACAUUAUCAUUCAGGAGAUGAGGACAGUAUAUACUUGGCAUAUUCAGACUUCCAUCCGUAUGUUAUUGGGGAUUUGGCUUGUACAAAGGAGCUAAACCGGUGGUUCUCGAAGCAAUUUGAGAAGGGGCCAUUUCGACUUGUUGCCGAGGAGGGAAAAUCGAAAUGUUCCUGGGUGAGUCUUGAUGACAUCACAAAUGGCCUGACAAGAGGAGAUUCUGAAAAAUCUCAUCAUCACCAACGUGUGACUGAGUUGCAACGACUUCGUUCGAUAUUUGCUACAAGUGAAAGACAAUGGAUUGAAGCACAAGUUGAGAAUGCUAAACAACAGGCCAUACUCCAAAUUUUAAAAUCUCAAGUAUCCUCCGACGAGGCUCACAUACAUAGGGAUAUACAUUCUCUUAGGAGAAAAAGUUCUGAGCUUGCUGGAGAACUCUCAACACUUACUCAAAAGGUGCAGCCUUUCAUAUCUGAGACCAUACCAUGCCUUUGUUCGGAACUUGCUCAACUUCAAGGCACAUAUAUUUUGCAAGGUGAUUACGAUUUAAAGGUCAUGCGCCAGGAAUACUAUAUCAACAGGCAGAAAACUUUCAUCAACCACUUGGUUAAUCAGCUUGCUAGACACCAAUUUCUGAAGAUUGCUUGCCAACUUGAAAGGAAGCACAUAGCCAGUGCCCACGCAUUGCUUAGAGUCAUAGAAUCUGAGCUACAUAGCUACUUAUCGGCAGUCAACGCCCGUCUGGGCCAUUGCAAUUCAUUAAUUCAAGCUGCGUCUGAGGUACGUGAACAAGGAGCAAUUGAUGAUCGUGACACUUUCCUCCAUGCAGUGCGAGAUCUACUAUGUAUUCACUCAAAUUCCCAAGCAGCAGUACCAACAUACAUGUCAGCACAUGCUUUAGUUCAGCAGAUAUCGGCACUUCAAUCUGACUUGCUUUCUCUUCAGUCUGAACUUGAAACUACUCUUCCAGCUGACAGGAAAAGAUGUAUCAAUGAGCUAUGCACUCUGAUUCAAACAGUUGAACAACUUCUAUUUGCAUCGUCAACAACUGCAGAACCAGUAUUGACGCCCUGGCCACUGAUGCGAGCACUUGAUGAUAUGGAAAAUGCCAAUGCUCAAGUUGAAGUUGCUGUUGAAGAAGUAACCAAGGCUCGCACUCAAAAGAUAAAGAUCUUUGAAAAUCGCGCACAUGAGGUGGGGAGGGAAAGGCAGGUGUUUGUUGAUUUCUUCAGCAACCACGAGCGUCUCAAGAAUCAAGUCAGAGAGCUGACCUCCCGCGUGAAAGCUCUCCAGGAAUGAAGCCGUUUUCUCCCAGAUGGUCUUAAGAAAAUCGAAAGCAAUGGCCGAAAGCUCACAUCUCCUAUGUGGCAAUUCUAUUUCUUGUAGAGAGCUCCAGCGCAAAAUUGGGCACGUGAGUGGUGCCGGUAUGCAACAUCGAGUGAUUUUAGAUGGAUAUUCAGGACAUAUAUGCCAGUGGCCACCUGAAUGGUUGGCGUCAUUGUUGUAUUAUGCUUCUUUGUAUGUUGUAAAAUAUGCUAGGGAUCACGAGCAAGCUUGGACUAGGUUGUGGGGGUGGUGUGUAAAAUACAAUUGAUUUAGUUUGUAUUAGGUGGUUGAUUUAGGUUUUUUUUUAGUUUGGUGGCUGAUUUAGUUGAGCCAACAUCUCAUGUGUCAAAUGUUGAAAGUUACUUCAGUUCAGAAUCACUAUAAACCUAA